AUGAUGAUGAUACAAGGAGAGACCAGCAUCGAAGCUGUAUCAGUGGGGAGACAGUUAAGUAAACUGUCACUAUUCAAACCAAUCUUGCAUGUCGAAGCAUGUCUCCAUUCCAAUUCAACUGCUCGGCAUUCCGAAGUUCAAGCUGUAGUCAUCAGCUUCCUGAAUUCUCAAGCUUCGCCAACCUUAAUGAUCAAUACGAGGAUACAGCUAUCUGAUGUCAUCAUCAUGGACGAUCAAGCCGCUACGGCCUUCUUGCAAAGGAAUCUGCUGAGCUUGGUGAUUGCUGAAGCUAGUGGUGCCAAGCUACACAUAUACACACCAGACCAAGUCAUAUUAAAUGUUCAUGUCUUUCAACUGAGUGACGACGAAGGCUGGAAUGAAAGAACUGACGACGAAGAGAAUGUCGUCGCUGCAAACAUUUGUGACCUGCCUGCUAGACAUUUAGAUGGUGUUUGGGAAAAUUUGAUAUUUGAUGAGGACUUGCAGACACGGCUUCUGGAAUACAUUACCACAUCCACACUUUUUUCUGACAAGAUGGUGGACUCCAACAUUGUAUCUUGGAACAAGAUUGUACUUUUGCAUGGAACUGGAAAGACAUCAUUAUGUCGAGCACUAGCCCAAAAACUCUCAAUACGGCUAUCAACGCGCUACCCAUCGCUAAAAUUGGUAGAAAUUAACAGCCAUUCCUUGUUUUCGAAAUACUUUUCGGAAUCUGGGAAAUUGGUUUUGAACAUGUUUUCAAAGAUACAUGAGCUAGCUGAAGAUGGAGAGAGCUUUAUCGUUAUCCUUAUAGGCAAGCAUGAGGUUGAAUCAUUGACUGCCGCGCGUAAAGCCUCUAGCAAUGAACCAGGAGAUGCUAUAAGGGUGGUCAAUGCUCUGCUGACACAAAUAGACAAGAUUAAAAAGUAUCGUAACGUCCUGAUCAUGACAACAUCCAACAUCACCGAUGCCAUUGAUGAUGCUUUUCUGGAUCGAGCUGAUUUACGACAAUACAUCGGAAACCCAUCACAACGAGCCACAUAUGCUAUGUUGAGUGGAUGUGUUGAGGAAUUGCUGAGAUGUGAGAUCAUUGUUGCUCCUAGUGAUGGUAUGACGACAAGUGUUUCACUUGUAAAUUGGAGAGAGAUUGAAUUCUCGAGUGAUGAGAUGUCUAGAAGGCUUUUUGAUAUUGCUGGAUUGUGUCAAAAGCAGGGAAUGAGUGGUCGUGGGAUACGGAAGCUGCCAAUGAUUGCGCAUGCUCUUUUCGUUCAGGCGCCUCAAACAACCCUAGACGUAUUUUGUCAUGCUCUAGUUAGUGCAAUUGACUACAUGGGACGAAACAAACAGGGUUGA
This is a messenger RNA of Synchytrium microbalum, 1332 nucleotides long. RefSeq lists its product as uncharacterized. The coding region runs from base 1 to 1332 and encodes 443 amino acids. Gene Ontology annotation, molecular function: ATP binding; ATP hydrolysis activity. The record is from RefSeq and is a predicted model, not a curated record. Lineage: Eukaryota; Fungi; Chytridiomycota; Chytridiomycetes; Synchytriales; Synchytriaceae. Gene Ontology annotation, cellular component: chromosome; nucleus. The transcript has 11 exons. Gene Ontology annotation, biological process: meiotic recombination checkpoint signaling; reciprocal meiotic recombination.